ACUCUGUCUCACAUUACCUCUGCUCAAGCGAUUAGCUAGCUAGCUAGCUAGCUACCUUCUCUGUCACUCGUUCGAAUCCUGGAAAAGCAUGAUUUCUGAAAGGAUGGCGUUUUCUUCUCCAUUUUCCUCUCUCCAACUCCUUCCACUCUCAAUCCGUUGCAGGAACCCUCUCUCGAUUUCUGAAAGGAAACUCAGCGAUUCUCUCCGAUUCCAUACUCCUUCCAAAAAUCUCACCCAUUCUCUCCGAUUCCGUACUCCUCCUUCCAAAACACUCAAAUGCUUCUGUGCUCAGAGACAAUCUACCCAACAAUUCGAGAGGCUCUUCUCCAACCUCAAUCAGGCUACUCUUAAGAGAGAACCAGGAAGCCUUAGCAGUGCAAUUUUUCUGGUUGCCGGCACCACGGUAGGUGCAGGUAUCCUUGCUAUCCCUGCUGUUACGCAAGAAGCUGGAUUUCUAGCCUCUUCAAUCACAUGCAUUCUUUGCUGGAUGUAUAUGGUUGUGACAGGAUUACUGAUUGCUGAAGUAAAUGUUAACACAAUGUGCGAACUUGGUUCUGGUGGUGUCUCAUUGGUGUCAAUGGCUGAAAGAACUCUUGGAAAAGUUGGAGUUCAGGUUGCUUGCUGGUCAUAUAUUUUCAUACACUAUGCCCUUCUUGUUGCCUACGUGGCUCGUUCUUCUGAAAUUUUGACAAAUUUCCUCGGUAUCCCAUUAUGGGAAAGUGCUACCUUGUUUUCAUUGGUGUUUGGAGGCAUAUGCUACUUUGGAAGCCAGCGUUUGAUUGGAGCAGUCAAUGGACUUCUAGUACUCGGUAUCGUUGCCUCUUUCACCGCUCUUGUGGGGGUAGCAUGUGGGGACCUGCAAUGGAGCUCUCUUCUAAAAGCAAACUAUGAAGCUGUUCCACUUAGUAUACCCAUAAUAGCACUCUCAUUCGUGUACCAGAAUGUAGUACCAGUGCUUUGUACAAAUCUUGAGGGAGACCUGUCAAAAGUAAGGACUGCUAUUGUUUUAGGCACAGCUGUUCCUCUUGUUUUGUUUCUAACCUGGGAUGCUGUGAUUCUUGGAACUAUUUCAAAUCUCAACCCCAGUGGUGGUAAAGUUGCAGACCCUUUAGAACUGUUGAGAUCCAGCAACGGGAUAGUUGGACCGAUAGUUGAGGUGUUCUCAUUUCUCGCAAUUGCAACCUCAUACAUUGGAUUUGUUUUAGGCCUUUCCGACUUCCUUUCUGACUUGCUAAAACUUCCAAGUGGGCAAAGCAAACCCCUACCAUACUUGUUGAGUUUGUUUCCGCCACUGUUGUUGGCAUUGCUCGAUCCAGAGAUAUUCUUCAAAGCCUUGGAUUUUGCAGGGACUUACGGAGUUUUGGUGUUAUUUGGAAUUCUUCCUGCUGCCAUGUCUUGGUCAGAGAGGUAUGCAGAUGCAUCUGGAUCUAAGUUGGGCCCCCCGCUUGUUCUAGGUGGAAGAUUUACCCUCUCUCUAGUGAUUGGAGGUGCGACAUGUGUUGUCCUCUCUGAAAUAUUUGAGAAUUUUAUUCCCCAUUCUUGAAGAGGAACUUUUUCAAUAUUAUGGUAGACACAUCUUAAGAGCAUUCUGUCAUUAGCUGAAGGGGAAGCCAAUUGAAAAUCAGUUUAAUAAGAAAUCUCAGAGCUCUGUUGUUGUAUCAUGUAUGUAUUAUGUAAAAGGUAGUAGUUGUGCGGAGUCCAUGUGACACGACAGUUACCACAUCACAAUUUUUUCAAUCUAAACAUAUUCAUACUUUAUUUAUUUA
Messenger RNA from Magnolia sinica, 1766 nucleotides. RefSeq lists its product as uncharacterized. The transcript is spliced from 14 exons. Lineage: Eukaryota; Viridiplantae; Streptophyta; Magnoliopsida; Magnoliales; Magnoliaceae. Bases 89 to 1543 code for a protein of 484 amino acids. The record is from RefSeq and is a predicted model, not a curated record. Gene Ontology annotation, biological process: amino acid transmembrane transport.